Paramisgurnus dabryanus is the source of this 845-nucleotide messenger RNA. RefSeq lists its product as uncharacterized. NCBI's taxonomy places the organism in Eukaryota, Metazoa, Chordata, Actinopteri, Cypriniformes, Cobitidae. The record is from RefSeq and is a predicted model, not a curated record.
UCAUACCACUAGAAAAAGGUCCUCUUGCAACCUCUACCCCCUUGAAAAGGCCCAGAAGAGAGGCUGAGGAUUCUGAUUGUAGUUUCCAACCAGGAAUGACUGACAGCAGCAUCUAUAAUGAGAGCACUGUAAUUGCAACACCACCCCAUAUAAUGAGGAAAUUCAUUGUUUAUGAGGAAAACCUCAUGGACCUGUUCAAGAAUUGCCCUGCCUGCUCGAGACACUCUGCAAUAAAGAGCAGAACAGUGGGUACAGUUCUACAUGUGGACCAGACCUGUGUUCAUUGUGAACAUCACAAACAGUGGGCCAGCCAACCAUAUGUCAAGAACAUACCAGCUGGAAAUCUGCAGCUUGCUGCUGCUGUGCUCUUUAGUGGCUCAUCCUUCUUGCAAGUCACCAAGUUUAUGCAGGCAUUCAACAUUCAGGGGAUUUGCCACACUACAUACCUGAAACACCAAAGGACAUUCCUAUUCCCAACAAUCAAUUGGCAGUGGAAACAGCAUCAAAAUACUGUGAUUGCAGAAGCACUCAAAGGAAGGAAUGUAGUUCUGGGUGGGGACAUGCAUGCUGACUCACCUGGACACAGUGCAAAGUAUGGAACAUACUCCCUGAUGGACCUCAGAGCAAACAAGAUCAUGGAAAUUCAGCUCAUUCAGAGCAAUGAAGUCGGCAACAGUCAGCGUAUGGAGAAGGAAGGUUUAGAAAGAAGCCUGAGAGAGCUAGAGCAGAGAGGAGUAACUGUGCGAAAGAUUGUCACUGACAGACAUCCUGGUGUGAUGAAGUUCCUCAGAGAGAGUAGACCAAGUAUUUUGCACAGAUAUGAUGCAUGGCCAGUGCCGGGUUAA